GUAUCAGUGAUGGAGGGAGAUUCUGUUACUCUACACACUGAUAUUACUGACAUACAGAGUCAGGAUCACAUACUGUGGGUGUUUGGACCUCAAGAGGCUCGUAUAGCUGAAAUCUAUAAAAAAAGUACUGAUAUGUUUGAUAGUAACAAGACAUUUGGAGAGAGACUUUUAAUGAACAAUCAAACUGGAUCUCUCACUAUCAGAAAUAUCAGAACUGAGCACACUGGACUUUAUAAACUACAGAUCCACAGUUACAGAGGAAAUUCAAACAAGAGAUUUGGAGUUACUGUAUAUGGUUCUCUACCCAUUCCUGUCAUCAUCAGUAACUCUUCAAACUGUUCUUCAUCAUCAUCAAGCUCAAAAUGUGUGUUGUUGUGUUCAGUGAUGAAUGUGAGAGAUGUGAGUCUGUCCUGGUACAAAGGAAACAGUUUAUUGUCCAGCAUCAGUGUGUCUGAUCUCAACAUCAGACUCUCUCUAUAUCUGGAGGUUGAAUAUCAGGAUACAAACACAUACAGAUGUGUACUCAACAAUAUCAUCACAAACCAAACUCUACACCUCAACAUCAAUGAUGUCUGUCAGACGUGUUCAAAGGGUAUGCAAGUCAAUGUCAUUUAUUAA
Molecule: messenger RNA, 618 nt
Organism: Paramisgurnus dabryanus
Lineage: Eukaryota; Metazoa; Chordata; Actinopteri; Cypriniformes; Cobitidae
Source: RefSeq, a predicted model, not a curated record